ACAAAGUCGGCAUAAAAAUAUUCCUCCUAUUUGGAUAUAAUAACGUAAUAAUUACUAUGGCAUCAUCAAACACAAAAAAACAAGCAAAUAAAAUGAUUGGUUCGGCGGGACAGGCGACGACUACUUUGCGUCGACCCGUAACAGUGAUAAAAAAACGAUCGGGUCCAUUAGAUGGUAUGAUCGAUGAGCUCAAACGUGCCGAGGAUGCAACUACAACAAUUACCACAAACGUCUCGACAACGAACCGGAACCCGAACUCCAACGCGAACACGAACGUGAACUCGAACUCCAGCUCGAAAUUCAACUCGAACGUAAGUGACAGUAAUCAGAUGGAGCGAGAGAGAGCAACAAUAACGUGGCUUGCUUCGGGCAGAAAUUCGCCAACUUCAGCUGGACGCCGGCGUUGCCAUACCAAGGAAAAGGAGAAAAAACGGGAACGUUGGCUUUUAACGCGCAAAACAUGGCGAUAUAUGACAGAUGCUGGUCGAAAACUGCUACCAGAUGGCAUACAACAUGGGGCGGAUAGUCUGCCCCACAUCGAGGAGCAGUUUCAGCGUGUCUGCUCCUCGGAGCAACGAUUUAUAUUAUGGCGGCGAAAGUCCUCCUUUCCGGGUGCAUCGAAAAAUUCCAGGAAACGACUUAAAUUAUUAUCGCGACAUCGGAGUAGUUAUGCGGCCUACUCAAAGUCGGGCGAAAGCGAACUCAAUGAGAAUGUAGAUCAAACAAUUGAACUAUUGCAAACCUAUCUUAAAAUACGCGAUUCUUAUAAAACAACAACGCUGCUGGGCACCAAAACGGUUCGGCCCGAUCAGACAUCAUCGCCCAGUUCUCAGCGCCCCAAUUACGGUAAAUCACUAUUGAGUUCGAAGAGUUCGUCGAGUUCGUCGGCUGCAUUCGAUUCGAAUUCAAUUUCGAACGAGCAGCAGCAAAUCGAGUCUGUGCUUUUGGAGCGUUUGAAAUUUCUAAAAAGUUCCUCACUCAGCGUUAUCCAAAUAGGCAAUGUGACACCGGAAAUAUUAGAAGAUAAAGCCCAUCUAAGGAAAAUCUAUAAUAUAUUAAAGAAACAGCAACUGCAUCGCAUUCUACAUUCCUCAGAGCCAAAAACAAAGUCGAACCUCAGCGGAGCAACAUCAUUUUCGAGUCUAUUUAAUUUUAACACUAAUUACGAAAAUAACCCAACAGAAUUGUGUAAUUUUGAGGAGAGUAAGGCACAAAACCCCAUAUUAGAAGGCCACCAUGAUCUUAGUGCAAAAUUAUUACAAAGCCUAAAAACAAAAACACAAACAACAACAACAAAACGCCAACAAAUUCCCCCAGAAUCGCUGGAGCUCAUUCACAGUACAAGAAAUAUAUCUAACAAGACUCCAAUUGGAUAUGCCAGACCAGUACAAAAAUCCACCAAUUCGUGUGGAACGCAAACAAAUUUUAUACAACUAAGCGAAAUUAAAAUACUGGCAAGAAACUAUGAAUUAAUGCUGGAAAACUCCGAGCUAUCGGAGGCCGAAGAGGGGGCGGCGGCGGGAGGUAAUUCAAGUCGGCGAAGAAGUUCCAUUGAUAACGAGGAUGUAUCCCAAUCCGUGAGCGAUACAAUUAAGCGAUAUCUGAGAAUGGCGAGGAAGAAAAGCGUACACGACGGCGAUGCGAGUCGCUUUAAGUCGGUGAACUAUGAUCGGAAUCUGAGAAAUAUCAAGGCAAAGGGGGAAAUAAAUCCCCCGGGCAUGGAUGAGGAUAAUCAUAAGGCAGUACAAACAUUGGAUGCUUGGGCACUGGUCGCCUUGGACUUUAUUCGGGGCAAUGAGAAUCCAAGGAACUUACAGAAUGCACACAUCGCCUGGCAAAAGGAGCUCGACGAGCGCAUUCGCAAGCGGAACGAGUGGGAAAUGAACCGGCAACAGGAGCGAGACAAUGAAAUCGCCAAUCAGUCCAAGAAUCACUUCCAACCCGCCUCGGCUCCAACCUCGCCAACGAGAUCUAUGCACAGUCCCAAGGAGAAGACUGGAAAAACGGCGGGCGCCUUACUCAGUUCGAGUUCCCAGUUUUUAUCCAAUUUGUGGAACACAAACCCAACUGAACAAUCCACUUCGCAAAACUAUAAAAACGGGAAUGUAAAUGAGACAUAUCUAAAUUCUAAAAAUGAAACAACCAAUAUGCAAAAAUCAAAAUCGUUGUCAAAUGUUGGGCAAUACGUUUCAAGAAAGAUUUGGGGAAGUCGCUCCAAAUGUCAGAGCAGGCAGGAUCACAGCCAGGACUUUCUGGCGCAGCGUGAAAAAUGGGUACCAUCGGAGAACUGCACAUGGAUAUCGACGCAAGGACAGAUCCUUCAAUUAACGGACACAUCCUUGGAAAAACUAUCCGAUGUCGAAGCAGAGAUGCUUAUGCACAUUGCUUUAGAAAAGAUUAAAGAACUUAAUAUUGGAAUGAAUAUUGAUUUACAACGCAAAGCUCCAAAAAGACGAGUAAUCUCAAAGAAAAGAGCUCUGACAACAAGUUUCUUUGAUAUUGGCAAAAAGGAUGAAAACAAUGGACGUGAUAUUUUAUUUGGGGCCCCGCUGGAAAAUUGCUUGUCGAGGGAUAGAAAACGAGCCGGAGAUUCAGAGUGCGGCUCAAAACAUUCGCUGACUUCAGUCUUUCAUAGUAACAACGACAACCGCUGUCGUCGAGGUGGACAAUCCAAUGAUAAUAUACGUUCCUAUGAAAGUUUACCAACGAAAUCCUUGGAUUGCGGUCGCAGUAGUCCCUCCGAGCAGUUUAUGGAGCUUAAGAAAUCAUCAUCGAUAUCAAAAAAAAUGUCCUGUAGCCAGUUUGAUAUGCGACACGUUGAACUGGAUCUCGAUCGAAUCUUAUUCGAAGAAUCUAAAAAUAGUUUCAUGCUAAAUGUGCCGAUAUUUGUAAUGAUCUGCAUAGAAUAUCUGGAGGAGCACGGACUACAGAAAGUGGGUCUCUUUCGCGUUGGUACAUCCAAAAAACGUGUUAAGCAACUCCGUGAUGAAUUUGAUAGGAAUAAUAGCAUGUGUAUUCCUGACAAUACCUGUCCACAUGAUGUGGCAACAUUGCUCAAAGAGUUCUUAAGGGAUCUACCAGAACCCCUGCUCUGCAAAAGAUUAUAUACAGCAUUUUUGGAGACUCAACGUAUACGGAAUCGUCGCCUGCAGCUGGAAGCCAUAUCACAUCUUAUUAAAUUGCUACCGAUUGUGCAUCGUGAUACAUUAUAUGUUUUGCUCAAGUUCCUGGGAAAUGUUGCAGCCCAUUGUGAUGAUAUCUGUGCUAGAGAUGGAACUGUUCAAGUGAUCGGCAACAAAAUGGAUAGCAAUAAUUUAUCCACAGUCUUUGCGCCAAAUAUUUUGCGUGAUUCGACGCCAAAAGCAGCUGAAUAUAAAGAGCAGGGAAAUAUGGGGGACGCAAUUAAUGUUAUUAGAAUAAUGAUUGAUCACUGUGAGGAAAUCUUUAAAGUGCCUGUUGAAAUUAUGGAUGUGCUUUACUCUCAUAUGCUGGAUACUUGUCCAGAAAAACUGUACGACUUAAUAAUAAACAAAGUGGAUCAGUCAUUAAGUAAUCAAAUUGAAAGCUCUACGUCAAUUAGGAGCCCGGUUCACUUAAGCGACGCUAGCUAUAAUUCGGCUAUUUUAUCUGAUGAGAGGCGACAAUCAACUCCAGUUUUACUUGAUCAUUUGAAUGUAUUCUCAGCCCGUCUACAAAUAUCAGUGCCGGCGGAGGGCUCUCUACAAAUAGCCAAGCCAGCCGCUCUCAAGGAGAGUAAAAUACAAAGUGUGACUACGGAACCCAAACUACCAGCGAGUAUAUCCAAUAUUGGUGGGGCAACAAUGCAUGCAAAGACUGCGGAAUUUGAGAAAACGCCGCCUGGUAACAAUACCAUUUAUAAUGGGACACAAAUGCCAACAUCCAAAGCGAGACCACUCUAUAAACGGCAGCAAUUAAUACCUAGUGCAAGACGAAGAAAUUAAUACAUU
Molecule: messenger RNA, 3968 nt
Organism: Drosophila grimshawi
Lineage: Eukaryota; Metazoa; Arthropoda; Insecta; Diptera; Drosophilidae
Gene: RhoGAP102A
Exons: 12
Coding region: 57-3962 (1301 amino acids)
Biological process (GO): signal transduction
Source: RefSeq, a predicted model, not a curated record